Messenger RNA from Clonostachys solani, 2673 nucleotides. The record is from the annotation of a GenBank genome assembly. Lineage: Eukaryota; Fungi; Ascomycota; Sordariomycetes; Hypocreales; Bionectriaceae.
AUGUAUUCGAGGUAUAUUCCUUCAGCGAAUGGCCAGAACACGGCCACAAGAACCGCAACUGCUCCCGCCGAGGACCUACCAGACACAAUCGAACAGACGCAAGUAGGCCAGGCAGGCUUCAGUUACGCGCGUUAUGUCCCCGGCGCAAACUCGUCCAAGCCCGCAACCGGGAAGCCUACUGUCCAGUAUUUCGAAGACGAGCCAUUAGAUACCCCCAGCUCCAAGAGAAAACGUCAAGGCGCUGAUGAUCUUCUGGAGUCUGGCCAAGCUGGUGGAGAACACUCAAAGAAACUGAAAUCUGGAGACGAGUUGAGCCAGUCUGAACCAAUGGAGACUCCGAGCAAAGAGAAGAAGAAGAAGAAGAAGUCCAAGUCGAAAUCAGUUGAUGCAUCCAGCGUUGAAGACCAGGAGCCAGAAGCAACUCAAUCACAACCUUUGGAAGAGGAGCAUACCGAGGAGCACAUCUCAAUAAAGAAAAGCAAGAAGGACAAGGAUAAGAAGAAGAAAAAGAAAGAUAGGGAUGAUGAAGAGCCAACCCAAAAUCAGACCGGAGAGGAGGACCAGGAUGUCAUAAUGGUGGAUGUGGUAGACGAUACAGUCAAGGACUCUUCAGCUACGCUGUCGCCUGAGCCAGUCAAGGAAGAAAAAGAGAAAAAGAAAGAAAAGAGGAAGAAGAAGCAAAAGGAGUCAAAGCCAGAAGACGAUACCCCCGCAGACGACGAGGAUGAUCAAAGACACAAAACAGUCUUAGACCGGAAAGCCAAGUCACUUCGGUUAGCUGGUGAGGCCCCGAAAGAGGAUACGACCGCCGCCGACACGGAACCUCAAGAGGUUCACGAGUUAGGCCCAUUGCCACAGCCUGCACCAGCACCAGUUGUUGCACCUCAAAUUCAGUACGAGACAUUGCCAUCCUGGUUGGCAUCUCCUAUCCGUGUUUCUCAAAGCACAAGAACUCCAUUCUCAGAGCUUGGAGUACUAUCGAAAGCAGCUCGAGUGCUGGAAGAGAAAGGUUACCCCGAUGCUUUUGCUGUUCAAACAGCUGCGCUGCCUCGGUUAAUACCUUCAGGAAACCACAGGCCCGGAGACCUCCUUAUAUCCGCAGCAACUGGCUCCGGUAAAACACUGGCCUACGCUCUUCCAAUUGUGCGAGAUCUUAGCGAGGGCGUCGUUACGAGGCUCAGGGCACUAGUCGUGUUGCCUACUCGAGAACUUGUAAAACAAGCCCAGGAAGUUUUUGAGCUUUGUAUCAAGGCUUACGAAGGUGGAAACCGGAAAAGAGUACGCGUCGGUGUUGCAAUUGGUAAUCAAACCAUGAAAUCCGAGCAGGAGUUCCUGAUCGAGAGGGAGAGUCGGUAUGAUCCGGUCGCGUACAAGCAAAUCCAAGAAGAGGUGUCCUUAGCCUCGGAUGCCGAUAGCUGGCUCAGCCAUGGGGCGAAUGGCGCUGAUCCACGAUUGGGGAACUGGGAGGGAGAGGUUGUAGACUUCUCGUCCAAGGUUGAUGUCCUUAUCUGCACCCCUGGUAGAUUAGUUGAACAUAUUGAGCAGAGCCCUGGGUUCACGCUUGAUUAUGUCCGCUGGCUCGUCGUCGAUGAAGCAGACAAACUUCUGGCGCAGAGCUUCCAGGGGUGGUUGGAAGUGGUGUUGGAACACUUCAAGAAGUCCAAGUGGACAGCCAGAGAGGCUCCAGAUGUCGACCUUGAUGGUGUGAGAAAGGUGAUUCUCAGUGCAACCUUGACACGAGAUCUCAGCUUGCUAAACCAGUUGGCUUUACGGAGACCUCAACUCAUUAUCCUAGAGAAUGAGGGUGAAAUGCAAAUAAGCGACCAUACACUGCCAUCGGAGCUAGAAGAAUUUGCCAUCAGGGUUCACAACGUCAACCUGAAGCCGCUCUAUCUUCUUGAUCUCCUCAAAAGUCACCAGAUGACGGGCCAAGACCCCGUAUCAGAGGAGCCGGCAGCCGUUGAUUCCGACGCAACAUCUGAUACAAGCUCCGAAGGCAGUUCGGACACGAGCUCUGAUUCAGACUCGGGUUCAGAAUCAGACACCAGCUCGUCUGGGUCCGACUCAGAAUCCGAGUCCGAGUCUGAGUCUGAGUCUGAGUCUGAAUCCGAGUCUGGGUCGGAAGUUGCAAAAGCCCCUACCAAGACCUCCACGCCCAAAUCAGCCCUUCCCACAGCCCUCAUAUUUACAAAGUCUAACGAGGCAGCUCUCCGCCUAUCUAGGCUGCUCACCCUGCUGGAUGAGUCUCUGGAGCAACAUAUCAGCACCCUAACCUCUACAACCCCAACUCACGUUCGCCGGAAAACUCUCCGGGCAUUCACGACAGCAUCCUCCCCACUGCGACUCAUCAUCGCCUCUGAUCUAGUAGCUCGAGGCAUCGAUCUUCCAAAUCUUGAUAACGUGAUCAACUAUGACCUCCCGCCCAGCGUGGCUGCUUACGUUCAUCGUGUUGGGCGAACAGCACGAGCAGGAAGGUCGGGCCGUGCGUGGACCCUUGUUGGAGAUGAGGAGAGUGGCUGGUUCUGGGGCAAGAUUGCCAAAGGUGCCAGCGUGCGCCGGCCGAAGAAGGUGGAGCGUAUCAGGAUUGAUGAGAUGGAUGAGGAGCGUGUACAUACGUAUGAAUCCGCAUUGCAGAAGCUUGGCCAGGAGGCUUUGGAUACAAGAAGGAAAUAA